Messenger RNA from Musa acuminata AAA Group (dessert banana), 826 nucleotides. RefSeq names its product N-alpha-acetyltransferase MAK3-like. The coding region runs from base 30 to 572 and encodes 180 amino acids. The record is from RefSeq and is a predicted model, not a curated record. Gene Ontology annotation, molecular function: protein-N-terminal amino-acid acetyltransferase activity. The transcript has 4 exons. Gene Ontology annotation, biological process: N-terminal peptidyl-methionine acetylation. NCBI's taxonomy places the organism in Eukaryota, Viridiplantae, Streptophyta, Magnoliopsida, Zingiberales, Musaceae. Gene Ontology annotation, cellular component: NatC complex.
AGAUUAGAGGAAUAUUUGGAAACGAGGCGAUGACGGAGUUAUCGCCGUCGGAGAUCGAGUACGUGAGAUAUGGUGGUGAGCACCACCUGCCGCUCAUCAUGGGACUCGUCGACCGCGAGCUCAGCGAGCCCUACUCCAUCUUCACCUACCGCUACUUCGUCUACCUCUGGCCCAACCUCACCUUCCUCGCGUUCCACGAGGAGAAGUGCGUCGGGACGGUGGUGUGCAAGAUGGGGCAUCAUCGGAACAUCUCACGGGGAUACAUCGGGAUGCUGGUCGUCAUCGAGCCCUACAGGGGCAGGGGCAUCGCAACAGAACUUGUUACUAGAUCUAUCCGGGUGAUGAUGGAAUCCGGAUGUCAAGAGGUAACACUGGAAGCCGAAGUGACAAACAAGGGAGCCCUUGCAUUAUAUGGCCGCCUAGGGUUUAUCAGGGCGAAAAGGCUGUUCAGAUACUAUUUGAAUGGCGUCGAUGCUUUUCGCCUAAAGCUAUUAUUCCCCAAAUGCAACCCCAUGUUGCUAGCUACAUCAAAUAAAAAUGGAGGCGAUGACCAACCUGUUAAUCGCUUAUAGAUGUCUCGGGAUUUCUAGCCCAUUUAACGAUCUUGAGCAUGAUCUUUCUAUUGAAGCGUUUUGUGAUAACAGCUUCUGAAAAUUUUUAUCGGUCUCCAUUUGGAGCUGCAAAGCAUUUGGCUGCAGAGACCACAUCGGUGAUAUUUUGUUGUUCCGUUGAUAUAGUCAGUGUUUCCUAAUUGGGGCACGGGAAAAUAUUGAAGAAUAUUGUGACAUCUUGUGUUAUAUUAAUGAAUAUGCUCUCAAUUACGGUA